Molecule: messenger RNA, 624 nt
Organism: Brachypodium distachyon (stiff brome)
Lineage: Eukaryota; Viridiplantae; Streptophyta; Magnoliopsida; Poales; Poaceae
Product: LYR motif-containing protein 4
Exons: 1
Coding region: 53-328 (91 amino acids)
Biological process (GO): iron-sulfur cluster assembly
Source: RefSeq, a predicted model, not a curated record
GUUCCCAGCCUCAACUAGUCAAGUCCCGGUUCUUCGCCUCUAAAACACACCCAUGGCGGCGGCGGCCCCAUCCAAAUCAGAGGUGUUGUCCCUCUUCCGUACCCUCCUCCGCACGGCGAGGCAGUUCUCCGACUAUAACAUACGCGAGUACACGCGCCGCCGCGCGGCGGACGCCUUCCGCGAGAACCGCGCCCUCGCCGACGCGCCGGCCGCGGCGGCGGCUUUCGCUGACGGGAAGCAGCAGCUGGAGGUGGCGAAGCGGCAGGUGCUUGUCUACUCUCUGUACGCACCCAAGGCUAAAAGCGUUGUGGAGAUGAAGAUGCAGUGAUCGACGAGAGAGAGGUUUCACGCCCGCCAUCUCCUUUUCCGUUUUGGGUCUGUGCUCUGUUAUGUAGUAGGGUCACGGCGCUUUGAUGCUACUAGUAGAACUCUGCUGAUAUUAUGUUUUUGCUGGAUAAUUGACCUGACAUGUUUUCUUCUGUUCGUCAAAUUAGCAAAUUAACGAGCAUGGUAUUAUAUGUUUCACGUAUCAUCGUUGUUAGCCGGUGAGGUGGUCUCUGGCUGUAACAUCCCACUUGGCUCUGUUGAAUUGGUAAAUGGUAAAGUGUGCGCUUAAUUCAAUCA